This is a messenger RNA of Ochlerotatus camptorhynchus, 3830 nucleotides long. It is a transcript of the gene row, whose product is annotated as relative of woc. The transcript is spliced from 7 exons. The record is from RefSeq and is a predicted model, not a curated record. The coding region runs from base 203 to 3718 and encodes 1171 amino acids. Gene Ontology annotation, cellular component: nucleus. Gene Ontology annotation, biological process: regulation of transcription by RNA polymerase II. Gene Ontology annotation, molecular function: sequence-specific DNA binding; DNA-binding transcription factor activity, RNA polymerase II-specific. NCBI's taxonomy places the organism in Eukaryota, Metazoa, Arthropoda, Insecta, Diptera, Culicidae.
GUGUUUUGGUGCAAAACUUUUGCGCUCCCCGAAAAAUUUAAAGUUUGGACAGAAAUUUUACAAAUUACUAUUUUAAAACUAGUGCCAUUUAUAGAAAGUGCAGACAGUUAAGUAGGUAAAGUGUUUUCCUCAGGUGGUGUGUCGAUUUUAGUGGAGAAAUUCAUUUGGAAAUAGCUCCGGUUCAGUGCUAGGGAAAUCCAAGAUGGCGCCCACGCCGGAGGAUGAAAUAACAUUGCACCUGGAAUAUUGGCCGGACGAGCUGAGCCCGGCCCAAAAGGUAGCCUAUGAAAAAGCGGAAAAGGAACAUAACGAUAUCAGGAACAAGCUGAAGGACCUCGUCAAAGAAUCUGGGGGUAAGAAUAUUUUCUCCGGUGAGGUGUUUACCGCCUAUCAAGUGUUGGGACCGGUUCCCGGGUUGGAGCAAAUAUCGAAACCGAUAACAUCGUUGAAAAAGAAACCGCCCCCACCACCGGUGACUCCCAGCAGCUCGAAGCGCAGUGCUUCCCCAAUGCUAGAAAGCGGAAAACGGAAGAGCCGAAGAUCGGAUUAUAAAGUCGACGAUGAUAAUACUGGUGGACAAGAUUUCGUUCCGGAUGACGAUGAUGAGGAGUACAUUCCGCUUUCCAAGCGACUGGAAAUGAAAAAGAGGGCAGCAAAGGAAGCCGCCUCUAAGGAACAAAGUAAGAAGAAAGACGAUAAGAAAAUGCCAGAAAAGAAGGUGGACAUGAAAACACCUAAGAAACCGGAUAAACCUCAAAGCAUUACCGCCAGCAAUGUUCGUCCGACGGAAUCGACUGCGAUCGGAGGACUGCUUAUCGGUGGCGAUAAGGAGAAGAAAAAGAUCACCGCUGAACCCACGGCUAUUGUUGAUCUCACUAAGGAUGACAGCGGCAAGCCGGCUGCUGAUUCUAGGGAGGUCUCCUUCAGCAAAAUUCAAGGCAAGACAUUCCCCUCGCUGGUGGUCAUUGCAAGACCGUCACUUCGAGCAUCAGACAAAAUUCCUGCCGAUCGACCGCAACUGGAUGCGAAAGUCAAAAACGUUCUCAUGCACACUGCCACCAAGUUUACAGAGUGGCUCAUUCAGCAGGGAUUGGUCAAGUCGGAACAGUACUGCCAGAUCCAUCGGGGUACGCCUUUGAAGCUGGGAAUGUACUCGGAUGCCUCCAAGUUUCCCUACUCGGGAGGAUACGUUUGGAUUAGCGAAUGCUGUCCGACGCGUUUCAUUUCCGUUUUCAGCGGAUCUCCAUUCGAGGGGUCCCCACAUCCGCCAUCCGUUAUACUUAAGUUGAUCUACCACUGGAGCUGUCAGACGAACGUUUCCAACGUGGUGAACUGGGUGAAGGUGGACAAUCUGUACGUAAAGGGUCUCUACACUUGGUUGCGGUCGAUCUGUACGGUGGCCUUGUCACAGCACAUGCAAUUGAUGGGCGGUAUUGGCAAGAAGAUCGAGGUCGGAGUCAUUUCGCUUGGUACGACUACACAGGAUGGCCAACAACGUCAAGUCAAGGUAGAAGUACUGGGCGUUCUCGAUCCGGAAGCUAAGGUAGUUCGAUUGAGAGCCGUUGAGCCGCUCAGCGAUGGUGAACGAAACUACAAGAAACGUUUCUCGAAGAUCCUGGAACCGCUGAGUGGUUGGGUUCACAAGGACAGUGUCAUUUUGACGGAUCUGACCGUAGAUAAGGGCACCCUGAACAAUAUGGGCUACAAAAUCGUACAACAGGUUUCGCCUUCCGAUGCGAACAACAAGAACAGCAAUGCCAACAUCAUGGACUAUCUGCGCCGGAUCGUACCGCGCAUGUUCCAGAACACGCUGUCGCUGCUGUCCCGGCAGAUCAUUCAGCAGUUUUUGAACGAGCUAGUUUGGCGCGAAAAGUACGGCUAUUCACCGGGUCAAACGUUUGACAACAUUGUGGCGCACAUUGCCGAGCAGACGAGAAUCGAGACCAAGGACAAUCUGGUGACCCGACUGAAUAAGGCCGCUGCCGAUCCGUUCAAACACUGGACCUACCCUGUUGAGACGUACAAUAUAUCCAAACCGGGGGCGAAGAGGGGUCGAAAGCCCAGGGAGCAAUCUCCCCCACCGGCGGCACCGGAAGCCCCGAAAAAGAUUCUGCUGAAAAAGCUGAAGAAGGAGGAGGAGAAAGCCGUCGGCAGUUCUUCCUAUCUGAGCACCCUGUACGGACCGCCGAAGAAAUCCCGUGCCCCACCGGAGGAAAAAGAAGAAAUAAUCCCGCUGGAACCGUACUACUACGGACAGUACGAUCCACCCGGCGGUGAGGUGAAGGAAGGUGCCGAGCCGAUCGACUUCAGCGUGACCUGCCCGGACUGCCCGACCACGUUCCGCAACAAUGCCGACUUCCAGGAUCAUCUCUUCCGCCACGCCAAUCCGAUAACGGAUGGACAGGUGCAGUGCCGCUACUGUUUGGAGAACUGGGCUACCGAGGAUGCCCUCAAGAAGCAUACUGUGCUGAUCCAUUCACUGGAGACUAAGAACUCCGUGGCUUCCAGCUUCAAUUGCUUGAUUUGUGAGCAACGUUUCGGUACAACGCAAAUGUUGACAACGCACAUGCAGAAGAUUCAUCUGCAGCUAGAGCUACCGUACAAGUGUGCCGGUUGCGAUUAUAAGAGUUCCUCUCACCAUUUGACGAUCGACCAUUUCUACAAGAAGCACAACCGUUCCGGACUGAUCCAGUGUCCGUUCUGUCUGAAGAUGACUUUGGUCUGCAAUGCCGAGGGACCGAUCGCCGAGAAUGUGAACGAUUUCAUGAAGCAUCUCAAGAUGCACUUCAACCGUACCCUCUCGAAGAAGUGUGGCAAGUGUGCGUUGAGUUUCAUCACCCGUGGGGCGCUCAAGAUGCACGGAUUGUUCGGCCAUGUCGUUGCAAAGCCCGGUCCGGCUUUGAAAUCGAUCACCAAAUCGGUGACCAACAUUCAGAAACCGAAGUCCAAGGCAGUAGUCCAGAAGGAGCUGACUACAUUCAAAACAGUGGAGUCAUUCGGCAGCUUGGUACUGAACAUGCCGUGCGGUAAGAUGUGUCUCGAGUGCGACAGUGACUUCGAUGAGGACAGCCACAUCAUUGGAAUGCUGAAGUGCAUCAAGUGCACCUACAAGACGGCAUGUCUUCCGUCGAUGGUUGGCCAUACGGCGUCGUGCAAUCCGAAUGCCAUUUCCGAUUAUGCCGUCUCGCAACUGGAGCUUGAAAUGCACUGCAUCUGUGGUUUCUCGUCGUCAGAUGGCAAUGCUUUGGCGCGCCAUCUGGUCACGUGUGAUCGCAAGAGUGUCUACUCGACAGUUGAAGCCUGCCAGGAGAAUACAGUUAAGCGAAAUAUGCUCGAUAUGCUUGGUUUAGUUCGUCGCGAGGAUGAAGGCGGCGACGAAGCCGCUGAGACUCCAACACCAUCCAGCUCUACGGUAGCUGAUGGUGCUGAAGGGGAAGCUCAACCGGAUCAACAAACUGGUGAUUCCGGCAGUGGCAACACUUCGAUUGCAUACGAUCCGUCCCAGUCGUUGUAUAAUAUUGCCGGUACGGGCAAUGAGCAGUUCAAUACUCAGCUGUCGCUGGACGACCUAGGGCCGCCCUCGGUGUUGGCCCAGCAGCAGCAGGACACUGACCGCACUCCGCAGUUAAAGGACGACUAUCAGUCGCUGGCUACGCCGAGGGUUCCCCACAUGGAUACCGAUCAAGGGGAGUACGACCAACAAGAAGGCGGAUUUUAAGCGGAAUGGCUUCGGUAAUUUUCCUAUUAUAUUUCGACGAAUGCAGUAGGUAGAGGUGAGGACUAAAAGAACUUCGACGAUGUAGAGCGCGAAUUGAAAAUAACAUAGAUUU